CACUUGCCUACCAGGCACUUAUACCCCCUUAUUUACCAGGCCAAUUUUCAGCUUUCACUGCACUGCUGGGCACAGGUGGGUGGCACUGGUGGGCACAGGUGGGUGGGCACAGGUGGGUGGCACUGCUGGGCACAGGUAGGUGGCACUUCUGGGCACAGGUGGGUGCACUGCUGGGCACAGGUGGGUGAUCUGCUGGGCACAGGUGGGCGGAGCUAGUGGGCGCACUGCUGGGCACAGGUGGGCGGAACUUGCGGGUGCCACUGCUGGGCACCGAUCAUCAGGGCACUGAUCAUCAGUGCCCUGAUGAUCGGUGCCGAUCCUCGCUCUGGCAACUGCCGGUUCUCGGCAGUACUUUCCUCACGAUCUGACAGCGUGAGGAAAGUGCAGCCGAGAACCGGCACUUGCAU
This is a messenger RNA of Staurois parvus, 407 nucleotides long. The record is from the annotation of a GenBank genome assembly. NCBI's taxonomy places the organism in Eukaryota, Metazoa, Chordata, Amphibia, Anura, Ranidae.